GCACGAGCCUGCGUUCCCUCAGUGUGAGUCUUGCCUCAGCCGCGGUGGGGGUCUGGGCCGCGGGCAGCGUCCGGAGCCCGCCCCGAGGCGGCGGUGGAUCCCGGGCACCGCCGCAGCGCGGUGUACCUUGCUCCCUCCCUCACCGUGAAUACAAUCUGUCUCCUAAUGACCCCAUGAGAAGCUUUGCUGAAGUCCCCUUCAUCCAAUCCAAGCACGGCCCCAGUCAGUGCACAGAACAAACCGUCCGGAUCUGCUCUGGUGUCUCAACACGUUGUCUGCGCUCUCCCUCUCUGAGGAUGACAGCUUUGGAGUUAAAACUGUAAAUAAGCCUGAAACUGGCUUUGUGAGCAAUUGUGAGGCCUUGGGCAUCACAUCCUGCCAGUCAGAAAGAAAGACAUUCCUCUUUUCAAUGUGUCAUGGAAAAAGCAGAGAGGAAGGGAUUCUGCUGCAAAGAUAAGACUAUUAAGGAGCCCCUGAGUCCCCAGGCCGGAGGGGCAUCCCCUCACCCAGAGGUGCCUGGGGACACCUGCAAAAGGACACCCUAUAGAGCUCUGGGCGAGUGGCGUGAGCUCCAUUGGCGCUGCGCCCUGGUGCUGGCGGUGCUCGUGGCCCUGGUCAUGGCUCUGUGCGUGGCUGUUGCUGCAGUGUCAGGAAAGCCUAAAGGGAAUCCACCUCUGCCGGCGGCUCUAGCGCUGGCCUGUCCUGACGGCUGGGUUGGGUACCAGAGGGUCUGCUACUAUCUCUCACCGAGGGAGGGCAGCUGGGAGCAGGGCCAGGAAACGUGCUCCUCACUCGGGGCCUCGCUGGCUGUGCUGAAGAGGCCGUGGGAACUGGAGUUUCUCCGGCGCCUCAAGGGUAAUGCUGAUUACUGGCUCGGGCUGCGGAGACGGGGCGAGCGGCUGGAGUGGGUGGAUGGCAGCAGCCUCAACGAGACGAUCCCAGUGUGGGGCCAAGGAGAGUGUGUGUAUUUGAACGACCAUGCUUUUGGGAGCACCAGCUGCUCGCAGCAGCGGCCUUAUCUCUGCAGCAAGCCCCAAGCAGUGAUCGCAGGAUCACGGAAUCACAGAAUUACAGAAUUGGAGAAUCACAGAAUCAUAAAAUCAUAGGCUGGUGGGGGUUGGAAGGGACCUCUGGGGACGAUCCCGUCCCACCCCCCGGCUUGAGCAGGGACACCCCGAGCCGGGGGCACAGGACCGCGUCCAGGCGGGGUGUGAAUGUCUCUAGGGAAGGGACCCCACAGCAGCCCUUGGGUUGCACCCAAUGAUGCUGGUUUUCUACUAAUUUUAUUAAAAUAGUCAAAGCUA
Messenger RNA from Phalacrocorax carbo (great cormorant), 1304 nucleotides. NCBI's taxonomy places the organism in Eukaryota, Metazoa, Chordata, Aves, Suliformes, Phalacrocoracidae. The record is from RefSeq and is a predicted model, not a curated record.